Molecule: messenger RNA, 895 nt
Organism: Triticum dicoccoides
Lineage: Eukaryota; Viridiplantae; Streptophyta; Magnoliopsida; Poales; Poaceae
Exons: 4
Coding region: 92-433 (113 amino acids)
Source: RefSeq, a predicted model, not a curated record
CUACCUUUAGCCCUAGGUUACCCGAUUGUUGAGAGCGGCGACCCGGUGGGAAAAAUCUGCAGCGACUAGGCGACUGCGUGCUAGGGUAGGCAUGGAGUUCUUGAUGCAGCCCGUAAAUAGGCAGCAGGACUCUACUAGAAGAGGUCAACGAGAACAAGAUGAACAUGGAGCCUCUUCAUUACCCUGUGAGUCUGUGACCACGCGGCCGGUGGUGGAGUUGCCGGCCAGCACGGAAUCAAGCGCCAACGACCAGAUUUGCACUGAGGGCGCUGUUCCAAGGGCAGGCAGUGCAGACAACCUCAAGCUUCAGAGCACUCCAUCGAGCAGGGUCCGGGUUGGGGCAGCUGAGCUAGGCAGAGCCCCAUGUGCUGAUAGGAUAUCAGGGCUGGAGAAAAUUGUUCAAAGGAGACAAAGUGCAUGGUGCCACAGCUAACAAUGAUGAUAGUUCAGCUAAUGAGUCAGGGAAUAGCCUAGUGGGAUUAUUGCCUCCAGCAAAGAGGAAGGAGAUGGGAAGGCCUACAAGCAGAGAGAAGGCGUUGUACGAGGGUUUGAGCAUAAGGACAAGAUUCAGCACCAUUUGUCGGUGUCAGGGGCAUAAGCAGGCAACCUGCGCAGAUCGCCGAGAUGUCCCAAAGCAAGUUCGGAGACCAGCACGCUGCAAGAAUUGUGGAGUUGAAGGUCACCGUCGCAACAACUGCCACAAAGCAGCGGAACUUAUUAGACUCAAUAAAGCAUGAGCAGACAAAGUAGUCAGUGAAACUGUUUAAGAUAAUUCCAACGCUCUAUGUUUCAACAAUUUUCAGUUGUGUUGUACUAGUAUUUUAAUUAGUUGGUUGGUGUGUAAAGUAUGAGGGAAAAAACUUAGUUCAAUUAAGUCAUUUCAUCAUGAGCCUAU